AGCCGUGCGCGUGUUGGUAUGGAGCCGCCGUCUCGUUGGCAGAUACCCGGAGCCGGAGUGACGGUCUAUCGGCCGGAGCGUUAGCACGCGUUGCUUUUUCGUUCGCGUUUUACUGACUUUUCAUACCAAAACCAUAUGCAUCACACUUAUAUUUGCACACGAAAAGACGACCUCAUCCGCACACUCCGAUCAACGCAUCCGUUUGUUCAGUUCUAAUCAAAUGCUAAAAACACUCAACGUGGUCAUCAAUUCCAACGAAUUUAUUGAUAUUUUUAAUAGCGCAUAUAAAACCUACAAAUAAUAUUUAAAAAAUAUGAUAAAAUGGUGCUAAUAACUGAUUUUUAUAUGAAUGUAAGAAUUGUUGUUUAAAUGUACAUGCAUUAAAUAUACAAGAAUAACGCGAACGCAGCCGAAAAUCAAACGCGCCAAAGUGACAUGUUACUAUAUCAACCAUCGUCGAAAAUUGGAGCAAACAGCAUUAUACAUUUUAUAAAAUCAAAGCUAAUUUACCCGACAAUUACGUUUAGGUAAAUUCGUAUUGCUGUCAUAUAUCACCGAGAAGACGGCGAGUGGUAGUGGCGGAAAAUGAACGUUCAACUACGACCGGGUCAUAAUAUGGAACAUACAGGUUAUUUGGGUAACUCACGGGUGAUUAUCAAUAAUCAUUAUGAUGCAGCAACACAGGCGGAUAUUCAGCACAUCGCGGUGAGUUACGAGUCGGAGGAUGAGACCUCCGGGCGCGUGCAGUCGCGUAGCCGUCGCUCCACCGCCUUAUACAGUCGGCAGGAUAUUCUGGAACAGUAUUGCAUAUCGGAGCGCGGCAUGGGCGCCUUGGAAACCGACCGACGCGGAUUUUUCAGCUGUCUGUCCUCGCACCAGUUAUCACCAUGCACCAAGUCGUCAAUAUUGACCGUGUGUGUGCAGAAGGUGCCGUCCGACGAGAAUCUGCAGGAGUUGUAUCGCCGCCCGCAGUAUCAACAAUACGUACGAAAACCGAGAUGGGUACCGCCGGCUCAAACGGAAAUUUACAAUUACGAACAGGACCUAAACAGUUCUUAUUUCCGCCGAAAGGCGUACACGGACGCAAGCACCUACCAAUGGAUGCCUUCGGACGACGAGUCGGUGCGGAUGGAGCGACCGCGGUCAAUAUUGGACCAUCAUGGGUCUCACACUACACCGCACAGGACGAAACAUGUGAGUUUUGCUCGGUCUCACACUCUGACCUCUUUCGACGACGCAGUGGUGUCCCUUGGCGCAUCAACUUCUAGCUUGAGCAAAACCGCGAGAAGUCAGGAACGGCUCAUUGAUGUUAGACGGUCUCUGGAAAAAUCCCCCAUUACCAGGCAGCCGGAGCUUGUGGAACCACUCGUCGUGAUGGAGAAGCACAUACGCACACCCAUGAAAACACAGGCGACGCAAACGGAGGCAUGUCUGGGUAGAAAACCACUACCACCAAGUUUAAGCCCAAGGACCGUUAGUCGGGUCAAAAUGGUAUCCCAGGGAGCUCAGACCAACGGCAUCGUGGUUAACGGUCGUAAAUUAACGAAAUCUUAUUCGGAAGCCGGCAGCAAGUUUGGUCCAGUCUCACCGCACCAAGAGGUCCAAGAGACACAAGAACAGCACGAGAUUCUGCACAGGACUUAUUCGGAUGAACCUCCACGCUCUCCAUUUGUUCUCAAAUCUCCACCUCCCGACAUAUUGCCACCGUUGUUGAGUGAUUCUUCGUCAAUUACACGCAGCGAACAUGAUUCCGAAGAAUCUGAAUCAAAGAAAGAGAUAUUUAUUGACUUCAAGCCGCAGAUGCGCCCCUACAGCUAAAAACUCUUAACCAAGACUUCCUCGGAUGGGGAGAUCUUGCUUGACCAGCAACGUCGCAUCGAGUGCGUUCCGUCCUCUGUCAGCCAUGAGAACAUCCUCCAGGCAGACGUCGAAGAACAAACCAAGAAAUAUACCCCUUAUUUGCGCACAGCGCCCAUAAGGCAUGAGGGCAUCUUUAAAAUGGAAGAUCAUGUAUUUUCGUCCAUUGAUGAAGAGAACGGAAAUGGUUACGGUCCACAGGAUUCUAUCGACGAAGUGUUUCAUGAAAAUUAUAUCUAUGACGGGAAGUAUCUAAAGGUGGAGGGAUCAUCCACAAGUGAAGAGCAGGAGAGAAAAUCGGACGAAAACGUGGAGUACGAGGAAGAGGAGGAAGAGGACGGCGAUGGUGAUGGCGAGGACGACCGAGGACGAGUGCGUCGUCCCUACGUGCUACGUGCGUCCGGAAGAAAAAGCGCGUCGAGCGAUUCACUCGCGACGGAUUUGCGCGAUCACUCCGAUGGCAUAUGGAACGAAUCACAAGCGACUGUGCUGCAGGCCGAUUCUGGCACGGAUAACGGCACAGGAUUGAGUGGCACGUCCGAAUUAACAACGUCGCCAGUUUCCGUCAAGCUGCUGACUCCGUCGUCGCGCCGGAAACACUUAUUGAUGUUACAACACCAGCAACGUUCCUCAAUGGAUACAGAUGCUUUAGAUGAGGAACUCCCGGAACAGAUACAGAUCACUAGUCCUACGUCGCCACGCACAAUUACUGACACCUUAAGUGUAUCGAUUAAAGUUCCCGAGGCGACCACGUCAAAGCACUAUUUGCAAUUGAAGAAGAAAACGACAAUAUCGCCAAUAUACAAGAAGCGGGUGCUUGAGUCAACGGAAUCGCCUCAGCCCGCAGUCGUGCCCGAUCUACUCGCACGCACUGACUCCGGCAGAACCAACACGGAUUUAUCGGAAAGCACAACAACGGAUGAUUACAUCACUGCCAACUCAACCGAUAGCUCAAGGCGCAGCACAUCCAGAGGUGUAGAGAGAACCGUACGGACUGUACAAAUUCAACCUCCAACAGAAGGUGAUGAUAUGGUUGUGCCCUCAUUCUCGCCACCUAUUGCGGAGGAGACUAGCGAAUUGACGCCAGUGCCUGACGUGCGCACCGGGCGCUCAUCCCCGACGGGUAGCAGUUCAUCGUCCGGUAGUUAUAGCCUCAACGGAUCUUGCCCUGAUCUGCCUCAACGACCACCAGUGCCUUCACCGAAACAUGCCCCGUCAGUGUCAGAGGACGAGCGGAGUGCCCACUUUUCCUCGUCGGGAUACUAUGAUUCACCUUUGGAAGACGAUGCCACUUGGAAGUCCGAUCCGAAAGACGCAUGGACCGAAAAGGAGCGCACCAAAGUGCAGGAAAUGCCAAAGUCACUCGAUGAACCAUCCACUUCAGUAGAUAACGAAACCGAAAAAGCAUCUCCACUCAAGGAGCACCUUCGGCCCACUGACAAACCAAAGCAGCGCCGCGUCAGAACACGCAGUCCGAUGCCUCCGCAUCGUAAACUCCUACUUCAGCAGCAACAAAAGAAAUCGCCUUGUCAUGAAGACCGACCCGCGGGUGACGAGCGCAAACCGAUCGCAUUAACCUCAGAUGAAUCUAUCACAACUGAGCAGUCUCCGAGAAAGAGUAAAAAUAAGAGACAAGGACGAAAAUCUCCAAGGUCUCCUACCAAGAGUCGCAAACGCAGCGACAGCAUUGAAGAGAAAGCAGUUAGUCUCCCCGGAACACUACCACGUAAAAGUGUACAGCGAAGCAAUGCACAAGAUGACACCACACAAAGCUCGGCCAAAAGUUCCCGGAUCUUAAGCCCACGCAGUCAUAGUCCAGAAGCGUCGCCAACACUGCAAAAGUCCACACCGGAAAGCGGCAGAUUAAAAGCGCUGAGUGCCGAAUCUUUGAGAUCGGUAAGCCCGGGCAGUGACAGUGUUUUCUACAGCGAUCCUAGCAGUCAUGCAGCUGCGUCCGAUCAACACGUACACUGCUUACAUUGCGGUAAAGAGGUGGACAUCGUGACCACUGACGAAGUUGAGAAAAGUUGCAGUCAGCCGGAUAUAGUACAGCCUCCGGAAGGAUUUGCCGACUCACCGCGAGCCAAACACCCGACUAGUGGCCGACUGUUCAAAAAGUUUGAGAAGCGUUACCGGUCGGAAGACAGAGGUCAUGGGGAUAGGAGGCAUUUUAGAAAUCGCUCUGAAGGACUUCGAGCAAAGAGUGAAGAGCGAGGCAGGACAGAGAAUGGCCGGAAGAUGCGUCCGAUGGCACGUUCGAGGGACGCCAGUUUAGAAGGACUACGAGCAACCGACUCCAGUCCGAGCGUAUUACUCGCUGCCCCUGAAGACGAAGAUGAUCUAGGCGUGUACAGCACACCCUAUCUUGACAACACAUGGAUUUACAUUGACGACCUGGACGAGCUACAAACGUGGUUCCGAUCGGAUUCCGGCGAAGAGGAACAAUUGCGUCGUGAUUCCGUCUCCAGUACCGGCAGUACAGAAAGCGAGCAUGAUUUCAAGAAACGUUAUCAGGCUGUCACGCAUCGCAUGGUUCAUCGAAAGUCCUGUCUGGAAAUGUACAAGCGUCAGGCGACGAAAUCAUUCGAAAUCAGCAUGGUGUUUGCACCGGAAUCGACUACUGGCGAACAUGAAUCCCUCAGGCAGAGUCUCGAAGAGUUGCUUAAGUUGAUGUUGGUAGUUUGGUGCAAAGAAAAUCAAGCGUUGCAAACAAUUUCCACUAAGAAAAGCGAAAGUGACAAAACUAUCGUGGUGCGACGUGAAUCCGGUGAAUUUGGAUUCAGAAUACAUGGUUCCAAACCGGUGGUGGUUUCUGCAAUCGAACCGGACACACCUGCAGAAAGUUCUGGAUUGGAGGUGGGCGAUAUUGUAUUGGCUGUCAAUGGAAUCAGCGUUUUGGACAAGAGUCAUUCCGAGGGUAAAAUUGCACAUGCUGGUAGUGAUGUACUUACCCUAGAAGUUGCUAGAACAGUAGGAGUAUUGAGCCCUACAACUGCGGAUAUCCAUGGAGGUGCACCACUCUACAGCGGAUACCUGUGGAAAAUGGGCGGUCAUGCUAGCGGUACCCAAACCAACAAAUGGGUUCGGCGUUGGUUCGCGUUGAAAGACAACUGUCUAUAUUUCUACAAGACUGAUAUAGAUAAACAACCAGUUGGUGCUAUGAUGCUCUUCAAUUAUGAAAUCCAUCGCGUGGAUGACACUGACAGCGAGGCUCCCGUCAGACCAUUCCGCUUCUGCUUGCGGCGCAAAGGAGUACCCACUUUGCAUUUAGCUGCGGAUACGGAUCCAGCAUUGGCAAGAUGGCUGGAGGUACUGAUGCAUGCUGCGGACGGCAGUCAGAUCACAGACGCUUGGUUGGAGCAAACUCGGCGGGAUCACACUUCCCCGAACCAGGUGCGACGACCCGAUUGCUUCGGUUACCUGAUCAAGUUGGGCACCCAGUGGAAGUCAUGGAGUCGCCGGUACUGCGUGUUGAAGGACGCUUGCUUGUACUUCUAUCAGGACGCAAACGCCAAGAAUGCAUUCGGUGUUGCUUGCCUACAUGGAUAUAGAGUUCAGCAGACAUCGUCGGUGAACAAGAAACAUGCAUUCGAAAUUAUUCCAUCUGACUCCAAGCAGAAGCAUUAUUACUUCCAUACAGAGUCCGAUAUGGAUCGAAAGAGAUGGAUCGCAGCACUUGAGUACUCCAUUGAUCGAUGGCUGAAAGUAUUGUAAGCUUUGUCAAAGAAAACAAAACCGCGUUGUCGUGAAAUCCUUUAUGGAAACCAUGCCAAAAGAAGCAAACCAAAUUAAUAUCGCACAUUAUUAUAAUAAAAUAAUCCAUUUUGAUACAAAAACGAUUGAAAAAACAUAUAUAAAAAUAUAUCUAUAAAACUUUACGACGAAUGUGAUCAGUGUGAAUAAGUUCCAAAAUUUAUAGAAAUUUACUUUACUUGACAUUUCACGUUUAUACAAUGUAUUUAAGCAUACGUUACACGCAUUGUUGUACGCAUGACAAAUAUACACUGGUCGGUGUUCAACAUGGGUCUACCAAAUUAUCGUAGAGAGUAUAUUAAGAGAAACCGUAAAUGAGACUCUACGAGUAGGUUUAUGUCACCAAGUCACUAGAAAUCACCAAUAAGUAAUGCGCGUAGUUUUGCAACGCAAGUUUCGUUUGCUUCGAAACACAUUCAAACUAUUUUCAUUCAUCAGGAAACGAGAGUGAAGUAAUGUCAAUUGCAAUGGAUUAGGUAAAACGUAAAGAGCUAUGAAUUUAACAGAUAAUGAGAAUACUAGCCUAAGUAUAUUUAUUUUUAGAUACUGCAAACUAUAUCGACUUAAUUAUCAUUUGUCACUUUAUAUUCUCUGUAUAAUUUACUCAAUUCAAUAAUUCAAUAUUUUGUCUACAUUUCUAAUUGAACUUUUAAACUAUACACCUCCAAAAUAGUUUAUUUAUUCAAUUAAAAACAUUAUCAACUACUUCUCGAAUAAUGACUAACUCCAUCUUGCCAUGAUGUCGCAUCAGACAAACUUAUUGUGGCCAAUUGACUGCCAAGACAUAUUACUGCUGGACGCUUUAAAGUUCGUGCAACAACACGACUUGCCAAGAAAUCUAGAAGGAAUAGUGUAGUUUCAUCGUAAGCAUUCGUACAGAAUCCGACUAACUUAUUUUCAGUAUUGCUCGCUAAAAUAUGUACGGCUGUCGUAUGCGUUUCGAAUAGACAUUCAAGUCAACCUCCCUUGAGUAGGACCAGGCGAACGCUGACAACAUUAAACUAAGGCUCAUUAUACCUGAGUGAUAUUUAUGUUAAUCGUUUGUAAUUAAAGGAUCUAUUCUCGAAUUACGAGACGAUAAAAUUACGUAUGUUAAGAGAUGAUUAGGCCGUGAUAUUAUGGAAUACAAAAUUAACCAAAGACCGCAUAGCUGUGUUACCGUCACGACUUCCCGAGCAUUAUAGACGAAAGCGCGAACAGAUAAACUAAUCGAAUUCAAACGAACUCAAGAUGAAUACGAACGUAGCGUAAACACAAUUUACAUAGGUAGAAAUGUUUAAUGAUAUCGAAUCAUAGAUUAACGAUCUUGUCGAGCAUUGUAUUCCUCAGAUAUGUAGAGAUAUUUAAUACGAAUAUGGAGAGUGUGAGAUUUGUAAAGAGCAGGUGUUUUCACACACAUACACAUUGAUAUGAUUCUGAUUUUUACGAUCAAAACAAUGAUCACCGAUCACUAAUAUCCGAGACAUGCACCCACCUACACACACCAGCGCGUUCGCGUAUAAAUGUAAUUUAGCGUUUAGUGAGUAAACCACCUUAUGGAGAAAUUCUAGACUAGGUAGCUAAAGAGAUGUAGUAUUAACCAGCCACCGUACAAAAGGCCUUCGGUGUUGCUAGCUCAGAAUAUCUGUUCAAUCUUUGUUCCAGUUCCAGCACUCAUGUCUCCAUUGAUGAUCCAUUCGAAUUAGGUAUAUGGCGAAAUACGUUAGAUUAUAAAACAUCAAUGUAAACCUUUAUAAAUCCGUUAAAAGUCAUUAGAUCUCCACGUAAUUGUAAGUGAUAGCACUCGCUAGGAAUCAGAAUCAGUUGGCAAUGUUUCGUUCGACAUUUAAGUAAGUUCAUUAACGUAAAGCUAUUAAAGAAGAAAUACAUAAGAAAGAACCAAACUAGGAUGUCCAUUUCUAUUAAAACAUAAAUAAACUAUGAACAUAUAAAAACCAUGCGAUGGGGCACGGAAUAAUUAUUACCUACUUAUUAAAAAUGACAGAAGUAAUAAAUUCGGUUGUUAAACUAAUACGAACCUAUCAUUUAAGGCAACGCUGCAAAUCUGAAUGAAAUAUAAAUAUUUAUGAAAACGAAAUGAAAUGAAAAUUAAAAAGCUCAAUAAACAAAGACUAUAACAGUAAUGUAAUACGAGUCAUAAUAAAUAAAUACUAAAUAUUAUAAAUUAGCCAAAAUAUUAAAAUACAAAGUUUUUGAAAAAAUAUAAAAAGAUAUAUAUGAUAUUUACACGAUGUGUUAGUGCAUUAGGUAAUGAUUUGAUAAUGAUUCAUAUUUUAUGUAGUUUUAUAGAAAAUGUAAAACGAUUUCUAAUCUUUUGAAGUUGUGUUUGGAAUUAAUUUUGUAUUCGCAAUUUAAGCAUAAUUGUUUUCAAAUUUUAUGUAAGAGAGUAAAUAAAAGCUAUGUACACUGCCAGGUAAA
This is a messenger RNA of Dalotia coriaria, 8028 nucleotides long. RefSeq lists its product as uncharacterized. Gene Ontology annotation, molecular function: protein binding. Lineage: Eukaryota; Metazoa; Arthropoda; Insecta; Coleoptera; Staphylinidae. The record is from RefSeq and is a predicted model, not a curated record.